AUGGUUUGUUUUAAUGGUUUCUUUUUGCAUAAAAAGGAGUAAACUUCAUUCACUGCUGGCUUGAGGCAGUGAUUAAUGCAGAUCUCAAAAAGACCAGCCAAUAAUAGUAGGAACAGGAAGAGCUUAGACGAAACUGUGGCAAUUUGUGUCCCUAUUCAGCGUUAAUUACACUAUAAACUUUAGUACGAAGACGCCAAAAUAUCCUUUUUUCCCUUGCCUUGCUCACCAGCUAGCAGAAAAUUUAAAAUAAAACUUUUAGCAAUUUCAAGAAAAAAUCCUGGUAAUCUUUGUUAGUGCGCUUUCAAUAAGAAGUUCUCAAUUUGAUUUUCAAUUUCGCUUUUCAAAUUUCGAAAUCUGGUCUUUUGUUUUUCACAGCAUUGUUUUGCGUGCGUGGCAAUUGCCGUGAUUGAAAUUUUGUGUUUCCAAAACAAAGGACUGUCUGUGAGAAUAUUUUUUGUUUUCACUUGCAUAUUAUUGCAUGGCACCCCCAAUAAGUAAAUUAUAGGAAAAACAAUUUUUAUAGGUGAUUGGUUCACAUUUGCAGAGUACGUGGAACAUUGAAUACUUGAAGCCGGAGUUUUUGACACCGGUCCCGUCGGAUAUCGCAAUCUCCCGCAAUCAACCACCCAAAAACAUUGAAAAGGUUCAUGAUACUCUCGAUUUUUCAAAACUCGUAACUCUACGAAAUCACUACAAAUGGUUCAAAAAGUUACGAAUCAGCUGCAUUUGGCUUUCAAAAGUUUGAUGAACGUUUCGGAUAUCAUCUAAUGCGCUUGAGCUUUGAAGAAGUUUUAUUUGAAAAUAGAAAAUCGGUCGAAAAUUACGAGAUUUUGGGGUUUAAAAUUUUUCUGAUCUUGAUCUGAUCAACAAAUAGGGGUUCUGUUGAUUUUUUAAAACCUUUCCGAAGAGCAGAAUAAAAUUGCUUCCCUUCACACACUGUCGCGGCGCAAAAUUAAAAUCCUGUGAGACGUUUCAUAUCAGUCAAAAAAGUUAUGUUGAAGAUCGGAUCUUUUAGCCAUUCGUAGCAAAAGUACAACACUUCAAAAAAAAAAUACAAAAAAACGGAAAAAUUCGAAUAUUUUCAGCUUGCUGAAGAAGUCGGAAUUCUCCCCGAUGAGUUGGACUUGUACGGCCGCAAGAAAGCCAAGGUCUCAUUGGAUGUUUUGAAACGACUCGGCGAUGUUAAAAAUGGAAAGUACGUGGUGGUUGCAGGUGAGGAUAACCGGUUUUGAAAAAUAUGUCAGUUCAACUCAGGAAUCACGCCAACGCCGCUCGGAGAAGGAAAGUCCACAACAACGAUUGGCUUGGUCCAAGCUCUUGGGGCUCACCUGCAUAAAAACGUUUUUGCCUGUGUUCGUCAACCUUCUCAAGGACCCACUUUCGGAAUCAAAGGAGGAGCUGCUGGAGGGGGCUAUGCUCAGGUGAACGAGUUCAAAAUUCUAAGAAUAUAAGAGAUGGGAAAACAGUUGACUGGAGAGUGAUCUUCGAACUUUCUGUGGCGCAAACCUAGCAUGGUUUCAAACGAUGGGGAUUCAAUUAAUCUUAGAUCCUUAGGCGCAUCGGAAAAGUUUAUUUUUGGAUUUCAUUUUUUGAAAAUAAGUUUGACAUCCAUUUCUGGGCUUACUGGUAACCUUGAAUAGCGGAAACUCUUCUCAUAAAUGAACUUGGAGGUUAUUCCAAUGGAAGAGUUCAAUCUCCAUCUGACUGGUGACAUCCACGCCAUCACCGCGGCGAAUAACCUUCUCGCGGCGGCUAUCGAUGCAAGGAUGUUCCAUGAAGCUACUCAGGCCGAUGACGCUCUUUUUAAUCGCCUUUGUCCGAAGAACAAGCAAGGUGAUGAGAAAGAACUUUUCUGAGAGCAAACUUUUUUUUCAGGCAUGCGAGUGAUGUCUGAAAUUCAGCUACGCCGUCUGGAUCGCCUUGGAAUCAAGCGUGUUGAGGACGCCGAAGCCCUCGAUCCCGAGCAACGUCGUCGUUUCUCUCGACUUGACAUCGACGCUGAUACGAUCACCUGGAAUCGAGUUAUUGACACCAAUGAUCGGUUUUUGAGAGGUGGGAAGCUUGAGGAUUUAGCCAUUUGAAGAUUUCGGUUUUGAGGAAUUGAGAUUGGCUUGGGACCUAAUGAAAAGGGACACACUCGAAAGGCCAAAUUUGACAUCGCCGUUGGUAGCGAGGUUGAAUACCGAAAAAUAUUUUUGAAUCACUAUUUUUAUCCAGUUGAUGGCUAUUCUGGCCCUCACUACGUCAUUGGCGGAUCUUCGCGAAAGAAUCAGCAAGAUCGUGAUAGGAUCUGAUAAGUCUGGACAGCCAGUGACGGCUGACGACGUCGGAGUGACCGAAGCUUUGACUGUAGGAGAGUAAAAACAAGCCGAAAAUAAAUUUUAAGUUUGAAGGUUCUGAUGAAAGAUACUGUCCGACCGAACUUGAUGCAGACUUUGGAAGGAACUCCUGUGUUUGUGCAUGCGGGACCUUUUGCGAACAUUGCACACGGGCAAAGUAGCAUCCUUGCUGACAAGGUUUGAUAUUUCUGAAAUUAUUCUCUGAAAAUUGACUCAGCCUUCUCGAUAGAUUUUUCGUUGAUAGAUGUAGUUUCCGUGCGAUAUUGCACUGAAAGGUUAGAGCAGAGUUUUUUUUUUAAUAUGACUAUCCAAAAUUGAAAACAGACUUUCUUCUAUCUCUCCAACAAAACUCUAAUGCUUCGGAAAUUCUUCGAAAAUAAGUUUUGAUCAGAUUGAGAGUCGAAAAGAAUGUUUUCAGGUCGCUCUAAAACUGGUUGGUGACGACGGUUUUGUGGUUACUGAAGCUGGGUUCGGCGCUGAUAUCGGUAUGGAGAAGUUUUUCAACAUCAAGUGCAGGUGAAUAAAAUCUCACUACUUUUUUGACUCUUCGCUCUCAGAUAUUCUGGUCUUCAUCCUUCGGCUGUUGUUCUGGUUGCCACAGUCAGAGCCCUCAAAAUGCACGGAGGAGGUCCAGCUGUGACCGCUGGAACUCCUUUGAAACCUGAGUACACUCAAGAAAACUUGCCAUUGCUCGAAGGAGGAUGUGAUAGCAACCUCAGGAAACAGGUUGGAUCAUACUGUUCAAAAAACCCUUUCAAGUAUUUUCUUCAGAUCGAGAACGCGAACAAAUUUGGCGUUCCAGUUAUUGUCUCUGUGAAUCAGUUUGCAAGCGACACCGAAGCUGAACUCAAUCUUGUAGUGAAAAAGGUAUAAUCUUCUUCUUUGAACUCUCAUUUUGAGAACUAAGGCUCCAAUGGUUUUUUUUUUCAGUGCGAAAAAUUUCAAUAAAAUUUCAGGCUCGGGAACACGGAGCUUUCGAUGCCGUGAUCUCAAACCACUGGGCUCAGGGUGGAGCUGGCGCAACAGAUCUUGCUAAGAGCUUGGUCAAAGCUACAGAAAAGCCAAACAACUUCAAGUAAUUCCCGAUUUCAACGGAAAAAAAGCUUUUGAAUUUCUCAGGUUCUUGUACAAGCUUGACUUGUCGCUGGAAGAGAAAAUCGCGACCAUCGCUCGAGAAAUUUAUGGAGCUGAUGGAAUCGAACUCUCUGACUUGGCCAAGCAGGUUUUGAAGGAAAAGUAUUAGAACCAACAAAAGCUUCAGAAAAUCGAAACUUACACAAAACAAGGGUUCGGACAGUUGCCCAUUUGUAUGGCAAAAACGCAACUUUCGCUCUCACAUGAUCCAAGCAAAAAAGGAGCGCCGACUGGUGAGACUAAACUUUUAAAAGUGUCAAAUAAUUCUUGCACUAUCUACCCAUGGCGAUCGGUUUGAAUGGUUUAUUUCAAGGCUUCAUUUUGCCCAUACGCGACGUGAGCGCAUCUGUCGGUGCAGGAUUUAUUUUCCCGUUGGUCGGCGACAUGACCACGAUGCCAGGACUUAACACACGUCCUUGCUUCUUUGAUAUCACCAUCGACCCUGUCACUGAGGUCAUCGACGGCCUCUUCUAA
Messenger RNA from Caenorhabditis auriculariae, 3947 nucleotides. The record is from the annotation of a GenBank genome assembly. NCBI's taxonomy places the organism in Eukaryota, Metazoa, Nematoda, Chromadorea, Rhabditida, Rhabditidae.